AUGGUUCCCAAAUCUAGAACGCAGCUGGCUUUCUUCUUCAUCCUGCUCUGCCCGGUCAACAUCAUCGGACUGUGGUGGGCAGUGGGGAGUCCUUUGGUCAUGGACCCAAACAGCAUCUGCAGGAAGACUAAGCGACUGGCUGGGAAACAGGCCGAACUGUGCCAGACGCAGCCUGAGAUUGUCAAUGAAGUUGCCAAAGGAGCCAGGCUGGGGGUCCGGGAGUGCCAGUAUCAGUUCCGCUUUCGGCGAUGGAACUGCACCAGCCAUAACAAAUACUUUGGCAAGAUCCUGCAGCAAGAUAUCCGUGAGACGGCGUUUGUCUAUGCCAUCACGGCAGCGGGGGUCACUCAUGCGGUCACUCAGGCCUGCAGUAUGGGGGAGCUGCUGCAAUGUGGCUGUGAAUCGACCCGCAGUCGGGCCCCCCCACCCCGGCCCCCCGGAGUCCCCCACACUGAGGGGGUGAAGUGGGAGUGGGGCGGCUGUGGGGACGAUGUCGAGUUCGGCUACGAGAAAUCCAAACAGUUCAUGGACGCCAAGCGCAGGAAGGGCAAGAGCGACAUCCGCACACUCAUCGAUCUCCAUAACAACGAGGCCGGCCGACUGGCGGUGAAGAAUUAUAUGAGAACUGAAUGCAAAUGCCACGGGCUGUCUGGUUCCUGCACUCUGAGGACCUGCUGGAAGAAGAUGCCUCAUUUCCGAGAGGUCGGCGACCGGCUGCUCGAGCGUUUCAACGGCGCCUUCAAGGUGAUGGGGGGAAACGACGGGAAGACUCUCAUCCCUGUGGGCCAGAAUAUUAAACCCCCAGACAAGCAGGACCUGAUCUACUCAGCGGAGUCUCCAGACUUCUGCCUCCCGAACAGGAAGACGGGUUCUCUGGGGACUCGCGGCCGCACCUGUAACAGCACUGCGCUGGACGUGAGUGGCUGCGACCUGCUGUGCUGUGAGCGGGGCCACCGCUUCGAGACCGUGGAGCUGGAGGAAAACUGCCUUUGCCGGUUCCACUGGUGCUGCGUGGUGCAGUGCAAGAAGUGCUCUGUCCGCAAGGAGCUCAGCCUUUGCCUCUAGGGGGCAGCACAUGCUCUAGAACACUGAUCACUCACCUGCAGGGGGAUCUAAUACAUGGACUCUUCUUCAGGGGCAUCUAGAACACAGACUUAACUGCAGAGCAGUAUAGGGGCCGACACAUCUACAGGAUAAUCUAGACCAUAAUCUAUACCGACUUGCCUGUGAUGGGGUCUAGAAUACUGACUCACCUGCAGGAGAAUCUAGAACACCAACUCACCUGAAGAGGAAUCCACAACACUGACUCACCUGUAGGAGAAUCUAGAACACUGACUCGCCUGCAGGGGGAUCUAGAAUACCGACUUGCCUGCAGGGGAAUCUACAACACUGAUUCACCUGCAAGGAGAUCCCCCUGAUUUAACUGCCAGGGUUAUCUAGACCACUGACUCAGAGUGCACAGUGAUGUAUAGCACUGACUCCAGCACAGGGAAAUCUAGAAGCUGAUGUAUCCUGGAGGACAAUCUAGAUCACCUACUCACCUGCAAGGACAUGUUGAACAAACCCAACCUGAAGAGCAGUCUAGAGCUCACCUGCAGGAGAAUGUAAAACAUCAGCUCACCUACACUGGCUACAUUGCAGGGGAAUCCACAACACUUGCUUCCCUGAAGGGUAAUCUAGAAUGAUUACCCCCUACACAGGAAUCUAAAGGAAUGAUUUGUCUUCAUGGGAAAUGAGAACAGAGGAAUCUAGUAUACGCACUCAUCUGCAGGAGUAUAGAGAACAGCAACUGACCUGCAGAGGAUCUAGAACACUGACUCCCAUGCAGGGGAAUGUAGAACAGUGACACACCUGCAUUGACUCCCCUGCAAGGGAAUCUCGAAUGGUGACUCACCUGCAUUGCAAUCUAGAACAUUCACUCACCAGCAAGGGGGAGGGGUCUAGAAACACUUGCUGGAGAUCUAGAGCACAGCAUAUUGAAUUAUUAUUAUUAUCCCCACAUUAUUAAAUGUGGGGAAAGAACAUCUCUCUCCAGAAUAUCUCUUGAGAUCUCCUGAAUAUGGUUGGUUGAUUCUGGUAGCUUUGAGGGGACGACUGAGUUAUUUUAAUCUCCUCGGCCAAGAGGACAAACUGUGCUCCCGUUCUUUACAGCAAGUAAAGUUCCAGAGGAUCGUAGGGGACACACAUUAAGGUCAUUGCUAAGGCUGUGGUUCUGGUGAACUUCAAAAGAGACUUGCCUCUGUGCCUUUUGUGCAAACACUUAUAGUUUAUAAAAAACAAACAGACUUUAAGGGAAAAGGGAUAUUUGUUGUGAUAACCUGAGGAAUGUGCAUAAUCAGGCCAAAGAACAAAGACUCCUAUUUAUAAGCAUUUUAAUAACACAACGACUACUAACGGACUAAAGAAUGUCUCCAGUAUAUUCUUUCAAAAGCACUUUGAAUAUAAAAACUAUGUACAUCAGAUCUUUCUUCUUUAGGGUAGCAUAUGGUUUCAUAAAGAAGUGUGAGCUAUAUGUAAA
Pygocentrus nattereri (red-bellied piranha) is the source of this 2518-nucleotide messenger RNA. It is a transcript of the gene wnt6b, whose product is annotated as wingless-type MMTV integration site family, member 6b. NCBI's taxonomy places the organism in Eukaryota, Metazoa, Chordata, Actinopteri, Characiformes, Serrasalmidae. Gene Ontology annotation, molecular function: frizzled binding; cytokine activity. The transcript has 5 exons. Gene Ontology annotation, biological process: neuron differentiation; cell fate commitment; canonical Wnt signaling pathway. The record is from RefSeq and is a predicted model, not a curated record. The coding region runs from base 1 to 1065 and encodes 354 amino acids. Gene Ontology annotation, cellular component: extracellular region.